This is a messenger RNA of Dendronephthya gigantea, 2735 nucleotides long. RefSeq names its product carboxy-terminal kinesin 2-like. The transcript has 14 exons. Bases 94 to 2028 code for a protein of 644 amino acids. Gene Ontology annotation, molecular function: microtubule binding; ATP binding; microtubule motor activity. The record is from RefSeq and is a predicted model, not a curated record. Gene Ontology annotation, biological process: microtubule-based movement. NCBI's taxonomy places the organism in Eukaryota, Metazoa, Cnidaria, Anthozoa, Malacalcyonacea, Nephtheidae.
UAUACCACCUGACCUGAAAUACAGAGUGAGGGAUACAGACUUGGAUCAAAUCAUUUAGUUAGCCAAGAUCAAACUAAAGAAGAAGCUACCAUUAUGAAUUCAAAAGCAAACGCCAGCAGGAAGUUAAAACAACCCAUCGCUGUAGUUCGUCGUGCAACCAUGGCAACGUGCAGAGAUGAAAGAAAGCCUCAAACUUCGGGAACUUUGAACUCACGAGCUAGCAGCAUCAAUAAACACACUGCAGCUUUGACCACCACUAAACGACCAGCUACAACAACACAACCGACUCAGCAGAAGAGCUUAAAACGACAAAAUUCGAACACUGAAAACAUGGCGCCUGCUGCAAAAGUAAGAAAAGGAGAAACUGUAACCGUUGCAAACAAGAAAGGUGCUCCAAAAAGAGCAGCAUGGGAUUACAAGGGUCGGAUGGAAGAUAUGGAAGAAUAUAUGACAACAUUGAAGAGCAUACAACAGGAAAGUAUUCAGAGAAUAGAGACCCUGGAAUCACAAAAAGAUCAACUUCAAGGAAACGUCGUUCUCAAGGAAAAGGAAAAAGAGGAGGCAUCGGCGCUAAGCAAAGAACUGCAGUCUCGUCUGGAAGAGAAGUCACUGGUGGAGCGAGAAUUACGUGAAGAAUUGGGAAGAGAACGAGAAGAGAAGGAUCGCGUCGAGCGGGAAAACGAGGAAUAUAAGUUUGAAUCAGAACUGGCGAAGAACGAGAUUAAAACAUUAAAGCAAAGAUUAUCAACUAUGACUACAGAAAUUUUGACUGUCAACACGGAAUUAGAGGCAACAAAGGUUUCUUUUAAGAAAGCAAACGAUGAGAUUGAGCGCCAGUCAGUUUUGAUAUCUGAGCUUCAAAAUACCGUCAAAUCCCGUGAGGAAACUAUUGAGGAGUUAGAAUGCAAGCUGAGAGAAGAAGAAACAACACGACGAAAGCUCCAUAACGCUGUCCAGGAAUUGAAGGGAAAUAUUCGUGUGUUCUGCAGAGUAAGACCAAGUUUACCAACCGAGGCUGACGUUCCGCUGACGAAGAUGGAGUUUGAGAAUGAUACAAACGUUGUUUUGUGUCAAACAAAUGGAAGUGAGUCCAUAAGUGGCACGAAGCGUCAAGCCAGCAACCUUCCAUUCAACUUUGACAAAGUAUUUCCUCCAGUGUCCUCUCAGGAAACGGUAUUUUCGGAAAUAUCCCAGUUGGUGCAGAGCGUGCUUGACGGUUACAAUGUUUGUAUCUUCGCCUACGGGCAGACUGGCUCGGGCAAAACGUUCACAAUGGAGGGAGAUUUAAGCGAGAGAGAGACUUGGGGAAUGAUACCUAGAGCCAUGGAGCAAGUGUUUUAUACUUGUGAAAAUUUGGAGAGCAAAGGAUGGAAGUACGAUAUGAAGGCGUCAUUUCUCGAGAUAUACAACGAGACGAUACGUGAUCUGCUUGCCACAGGUGACCCGAACGUAAAACACGAAAUCAAGCAAGUUGUGACAAACACCGGAAAGCAGGCGAACGAUGUUGACGUCACUAACUUGAAAACGGUUACGGUGAAGUCUCCGAACCAGGUAUCAAGUCUUCUGCACAAGGCAUACGAGAACCGCGCCGUUGCGGCGACGAACUGCAAUGAGCGCUCCUCCAGAAGCCAUUCCGUGUUUCGGCUCAAAUUAACUGGAAACAAUGAUAUUACGGGAGAGCAAUGUCAAGGUACCCUGAGUCUUGUGGAUCUGGCUGGAUCCGAGCGUUUGAGUCAAUCUGGGUCGACUGGGGCGAGAUUGAAAGAAACUCAAAAUAUCAACAAGAGUUUGUCUAAUCUGGGUAUUGUGUUCAAUGCUUUGGCAAACAAGGAUUCCCAUGUGCCAUACAGAAAUUCUAAACUGACCUAUUUACUUCAAAAUUCGAUUGGUGGAAACAGUAAGAGUCUAAUGUUUGUCAAUAUCUCUCCUCGUGAAGAUUCUCUACAAGAGACUCUCAGCUCACUUCGUUUUGCGACCAAGGUCAACACAUGCAACAUUGGCACCGCUCAAAAAGUCAAAAGGAAUUAAAGACGCGACUCAAAAUGACAUUGAAAUAUAUAAGUUUUAUCAUUUUAGAAUAAUAAGUGAACAUGUAUAUAGCAGGAGUACUCUGUCCUAAGUACCUUUGUGCAGUUUUGACUAAAGCUGUAAUAUUUUUGUAAAUAUUUUGCGAUUCUCAAAACUUGCACCAUAAGAAAUAUUAACUCGCGGUGUUAUUACAUUCGGGUCCCGAUCUUUUGUGUUGGAUGCUAAAUUCGAUAACAUGCAUGCAUUAAGAGCAUGCAGAGAUGAAUUUUCGAUUCAUAAAGCAACUGCAAAAUCUAAUGUCCCUCUUUUUUGGAACAUUUGUAAUGAUUGCACUGGCCUGUUUUUCAGUCUAUCGCAACAUACUCUUAAUGUUGGAUCAAACUCGACUUUACAAUUCGACCCAAUUUCCCUCUAUGCAUGACGUUAUAUCUGCCGCUAUGUUAGCUAUAUACAAUAAUAUAUGGCAUGAAAGAACAGUCGAAACUAUCAAUUAUAUAGAUGCGCGUGCUGUCUAAUGGAGCUGUGUGCGCCGUUAUCAUUGAAAUACAUAUACAUUCUCCUGUUGAUCUCCAUGUACUUAUUAUAUAAGUGACUCCCAACUCCCCUUCAUGUAGUUGAUAAAGCAACACGAAUGUGCCACUUCUAAAACUGCAUGGACGUUUUGAGUCAAAGCAAAUUUGGGCGAUUUCCAAAUCAAUCUGCCAUUC